AUAUUGCUCCUCCCCCACCAACUUUUAGUCUUCUUCGUCAUUAUGUUACUUUAAUCAACCAUUAAUUCUCUCAUUUUUAUUCUUCAAUUUUGGAUUUUAAUCUUAUAAACCCACCAAAACUUAAACAAGUUGUUGCUUAAAAAUGGGAUGUUGUUUGAGCAAGAAGGACCCAUGUUCAAAAUCUGUACUAUCUAAUUCCCAAAUCCAACAAAAUGAUCCAAAAAAUACUCAAAACCUCACUGUUCCUGUGAAAUUGGAGCAGGCUAAGACUCAAGUAGCGACAGCAUUGGAGACUAAACCGGAGCCGAAAGCGGAGCAGGAGAGAGAAAGUGAAGGAAGUGAGACAUAUUCAAAGAAGAAGAAGGAGGUUUUUGUUAUACAACACCGGAAAAGCAAUGACAGGCGUCCCGCCGGCCCGGAUUCGGAUGGGUCGGCAUCCAUUACAACGGAAUCGAGCGAGCCGAGUCGAGAAACCGAAGAGAUUGGGAGAAAUAUACUGGCAGCUGCAGCGAGUGGGCAGGUUGUUAGGACUUCUAGUUGUACUAAGGAAGAAGUGGAUGCUAUUUUAAUUCAAUGUGGUAGGCUGAGUAGGAGUUCUUCCGGGAAAGGGGUUGUGAAUGCUGGGCAUGGAAGGAGGUAUUCGGGGUCGAAGCGGAGUUUUGAUUUCGAUAGAGAGAAUGAUAGUGUAGAUGAGUCAAAGAGGAAAGGGAAUGGGAAUGAGGAAUUGAUUGAGGGGUUGAACAAUGAUGAGGAUGAGAGGUCGAGGAGGCGGCAUUCCAGAGGGUCGAAUCGGAGGAGGACGACGCCGAGUAGGAGUAGGGAGAGGGAGCAGCAACAACAGCAGCAGCAAAGGUCAGGGAGUAGAGAGAGGUCGCAGAGUAAUGGAAGAAGGGUUAGUAGGUCUCCUGGAAGAAGAUCAGAGAGUCCUAUGACUCACAGUAAUGGGAAUGUGAAUGGGAGUGUUAGGCCUGGGAAACUGGUGUCUGUACCUGCAACUGUGACUUCACUGUCAGUGGAAAAAGGCAGUAAUGGGAAUGCAGGAGAUGGGGGGAAUGGGAAUGGGAAUGUGAAAAGGGUUUUGGUGAAGAGGAAUGUGGGUUCGCCGCGGUCUCAGUCACCUGCAAGGGCUCAUUCUCCUGUAAGAGGGGUCAACCAAGGGAAUGGGAAUGGUCAGCAACAGCAGCAGCCGGUGGCGGUGUCGUUGAGUCGGAAUGGAUCAAGGAAAGCUGAACAUUCUCCGUAUAGAAGAACCCCUUUGAAUGAGAUUGACAUUAAUUCCCUUCCAUUUCAUCCUCUUUCUAACAAGAGGGCAGUCACUAAAGGGAAAGAGAUUGAGGAGGAUGUUGUGGUUGUUAAGCAGCCUAUUAAUUCUGGAUUUCAGCAGAAUAAAUAUGCAGAGACAAACAAUAUAAAAGUAUCUGGCCAAGGGUCUCAUAGAAGAAGUAGCAGUAGAGGGGCUGACGGCUAUGAGGUUACAAAAACAAAUUACUGCAGAGUGAAUGAGAUUCCAACUCCUAAUGUUGAGCAAAUGAGUGAGGGUAAGGGAGGGCAAUUAGAUGCAAGUGAGUAUGAUGCAAUGUUAGCUCCAGUUGAGACUCUGAAAAUACCCCAAACAUUGAUGAGAAGUAGGUCUGCAAGGCGAUCACGAGACCUUGACAUCAGUGUUGAGGCACUUUUAGCCCCGGCUAAUGACUAUAACUCUCUACUCCUUCAAGACAUUCAGAAUUUCCAUCAGAAGAAAAGUUCAAAUGCAAAUGCUGUGAAUUCUAACAUUGAUGUUCCUUUGACACUCCCACCAUGUGUCAGCAAAGCAUGCUCAAUCGUUGAAGCUGUGGCAGAUCUCAACUCCAUGACCGGGUCAGGGUCUGAUGACAGGCGAAAAACCCCAAGGGAAACCAACUUCUCUUUGAAAACUAAUGGUAACAAGAGGGCAGUAGAGUCUAAAGACCCCUUUGUUGAAUCUGAAGUGAAAGUUGGUGAUGAUUUAAUGGAACCCAGUUUACACAAGUAUGUUACAGUAAGGAUGAAAGGUGGAGAUUUUGAUGAUGAGGAAUCUUCUGGUAGUAAUAGUUAUGUGGGUGGAAGUCAGCAUAAUUGGGUUUCUUCUUCAAGUUGGGAACCAACAUCAGCUGAUUCCACUGAUUGUUGGACUUCAAAGUCUUACAGUCGAGAUGAGUUGAGUCCUGUUGUUGGAUUUCAGAGACACGCAAUAUCUGAAUAUGCUGGUGUGAUCAAUGAGGAAUCUGAGAGGAAAUUCAGCAAAGGAGGAUCAGCUCGUGUUAGGACAAUUGCCGGUAAAGGUCCUAUUCCAUCAACAUCGAAAGCAGCUGCUGCCUCAAUGUAAAUUGUUCCCAAAAAAUUCAGUGUUUUUGCUUUAGUUUCACUCUAGGACAAAGAUUAUUAUGUCUGUUAAGUAGUUGCAUACUUUGCAACUCUUUUUUUUUUUUCUUUCCCUUUUAGCCUCUCUUGAAGAUUGUUUAGAGAAGAUUUUCCUCUACGGUAUGGCUUUUAUCGGGUUAUUUUGAAUAUGUCAAUGUCCCGAAUAAAUUAUGUCUAAAUACAAGAAUGAACCAAAAAGUUCCCAAAGA
Molecule: messenger RNA, 2588 nt
Organism: Spinacia oleracea (spinach)
Lineage: Eukaryota; Viridiplantae; Streptophyta; Magnoliopsida; Caryophyllales; Amaranthaceae
Exons: 2
Coding region: 143-2344 (733 amino acids)
Source: RefSeq, a predicted model, not a curated record